AUGUUCGAUAAUCUUUAUCAUCGAAAAUACGAAGCCGAAGAAGAGAACCAAUUAGUCAUGUCGGUGACAGUGGAAGGUGCUGAAGAAAGAGCUGCUCCAGAAGAACAUGGUGCCGAGAAGGAAGAAAAUGUUAUAGAGGUUGACAGAGAUGCUAUAUCACUCGAUUUGACUCGCACUCGUCUUAUGAAAAUUGAAGGCUUCGAGUUCCUUCGUAAAAUCGAAUCUCUCUGUUUGAGAUGGAAUCUGCUGAAGAAAAUUGAAGGUUUGGAUACUCUGACAACAUUAAAUUAUCUGGACCUUUAUGAUAAUCAGAUUGAGAAAAUCGAAAACCUUUCAACCUUAGUAAAUUUGGAAACGUUGGAUCUCUCUUUUAACCGCAUUACUAAAAUCGAAAAUCUGGAGAAGCUAACGAAACUGAAGACCCUCUAUCUUGUUCACAAUAAAAUCACAAAAAUUGAGGGUCUUGAAGAGCUUGUCAAUUUGGAAUACCUCGAGCUCGGCGAUAACAGGAUCAAGAAAAUUGAAAAUCUUGACUCAAACUGCAACAUUGUGCGAUUGUUUCUCGGUGCCAAUCAAAUUCGAAAAAUCGAAAAUCUUACCAGCCUCAAGAAGAUCGAAGUUUUGAGUUUGCCUGCCAAUGCCAUAACGGUGGUUGAGGGUGUGUCUUCACUGAGCACCCUCCGAGAGAUUUACCUCGCUCAAAAUGGAAUACAAAGCACAUCUGGUCUGGAAAACCUUACGAAUCUCGAAAUCCUCGAUUUCAACUACAAUCGUCUCUGUAAGGUACAAGGCAUACGUCAUCUUAAGAAGGUCACUGAUUUUUGGGCGAAAAAUAAUAAGCUGGAAGACUGGCAGGUAUUCGAUGAACUGGUAGAGUUACCCUACUUGAAUCUCGUUUAUCUCGAAAACAACCCAUUCUCGGAGGCUCAAGACUACAGAGCGAAAGCCAUUCGACUAUUGCCGCAGAUCACGCGUCUGGAUUCUACUCAAUGUCGUGACCCAUCCUUAUUGAAGGCUCCUGUCCUUGUGUAA
Necator americanus (New World hookworm) is the source of this 1032-nucleotide messenger RNA. RefSeq lists its product as uncharacterized. Gene Ontology annotation, molecular function: protein binding. The coding region runs from base 1 to 1032 and encodes 343 amino acids. The transcript has 8 exons. The record is from RefSeq and is a predicted model, not a curated record. NCBI's taxonomy places the organism in Eukaryota, Metazoa, Nematoda, Chromadorea, Rhabditida, Ancylostomatidae.